Dicrocoelium dendriticum is the source of this 156-nucleotide messenger RNA. The record is from the annotation of a GenBank genome assembly. NCBI's taxonomy places the organism in Eukaryota, Metazoa, Platyhelminthes, Trematoda, Plagiorchiida, Dicrocoeliidae.
AUGACAUCAGGAUUCAGCUACGAAGAGGUGCUUCUGUUGUCAGAAGCUAAACGACAGAAGGUUCAGCCACCUGCACACGUUAUCAACCGCAGUGAAGAUGACAGGGACCCCGAUGAAUUGGUACAUAACUUGAGAAAAUUGAUCGCAAAAUCUCAA